This is a messenger RNA of Myotis daubentonii (Daubenton's bat), 5613 nucleotides long. It is a transcript of the gene NPTXR, whose product is annotated as neuronal pentraxin receptor. The record is from RefSeq and is a predicted model, not a curated record. NCBI's taxonomy places the organism in Eukaryota, Metazoa, Chordata, Mammalia, Chiroptera, Vespertilionidae.
AUGACGCAGCUGGUCCCUGCCCCGGAGGAGCUCACCGUCUUGCAGGACGCGGGUGACCGACCGAGGCAGGAGAAAGCUCUCAGCGCCGCCACCUGCCCCUCGCCGCAUCGCAUCCCGGCGGCACCCCCACCUCCGCGCCCGGCGAGGAAGGGGUGCGGGGCUGGGCCAGGGCUGUCCUGGGGGACCGGCGGGGCGGGGCCGCCGCGCCCGCUCCCCUCCCCGCCGCCUUCCUCUCCUCGCCACGCCGGGGUUCAGAGCGGCGGCAGCAGCGGCCGCGGCCACAUCUCCGGCUCCAGCGCCUCCCGCCCCGGCCCCCUCGGCCCCGCGCUCCCGGGCCCCGCGCCCCGACCCCGCCGCCGCGCCUGCCGGGGGCCUCGGCGCCCCCCCGCCCGCCUCACGCUGAAGUUCCUGGCCGUGCUGCUGGCCGCGGGCAUGCUGGCGUUCCUCGGUGCCGUCAUCUGCAUCAUCGCCAGCGUGCCCCUGGCGGCCAGCCGGGCGCGGGCGCUGCCCGCGGGCGCCGACAACGCCUCGGGCGCCGCCGCGUCCCCGGGCCCGCAGCGCAGCCUGAGCGCCCUGCACGGCGCGGGCGGCUCGGCCCGGCCCCCGGCGCUGCCCGGGGCGCCCGCGGCCAGCGCGCACCCGCUGCCGCCGCUGCCCCUCUUCGGCCGCUUCCUGUGCACCCCGCUGGCCGCCGCCUGCCCGUCGGGGGGCGAGCCGGGCGACGGGGCGCCGGGCGAGCGCGAGGAGCUGCUGCUGCUGCAGAGCGCGGCCGAGCAGCUGCGCCAGACGGCGCUGCAGCAGGAGGCGCGCAUCCGCGCGGACCAGGACAUCAUCCGCGAGCUCACGGGCAAGCUGGGCCGCUGCGAGAGCGGCCUCCCGGACGCCGGGCCGCGCCGCGACACCAUGGCCGACGGGCCCGGGGACUCGCCCGCGCUCUUCCUGGAGCUGGAGGACGCGCUCCGCGCCCUCCGGGACCGCCUCGACCGCGUCGAGCAGGAGCUCCCAGCCCGCGUGAACUUCUCAGCUGCACCUGCCCCUGCGCCCGUGGUGCCCACCGCCCUGCACUCCAAGAUGGACAAACUGGAGGGGCAGCUGCUGGCCAAGGUGCUGGCACUGGAGAAGGAGCGCGCAGCCCUCAGUCACAGCAGCCACCAGCAGCGGCAGGAGGUGGAGAAGGAGCUGGGCGCCCUGCAGGACCGCAUAGCUGGACUGGAGCACGGGUCCUCAGCCUACAGCCCUCCUGACGCCUUCAAGAUCAGCAUCCCCAUUCGCAACAACUACAUGUACGCGCGCGUGCGGAAGCCGCUGCCCGAGCUCUACGCCUUCACCGUCUGCAUGUGGCUGCGGUCCAGGUCGGGCGGCACUGGCCAGGGCACCCCCUUCUCCUACUCAGUGCUGGGGCAGGCCAAUGAGAUUGUGCUGCUGGAGGCGGGCCCCGACCCCAUGGAGCUGCUGAUCAACGACAAGGUGGCCCAGCUGCCCCUGAGCCUGAAGGACAAUGGCUGGCACCACAUCUGCAUCGCCUGGACCACGAGAGAUGGCCUGUGGUCUGCCUACCAGGACGGGGAGCUGCGGGGCUCCGGGGAGAACCUGGCUGCCUGGCACCCCAUCAAGCCUCAUGGGAUCCUUAUUCUGGGCCAAGAACAGGAUACUCUGGGAGGUCGAUUUGAUGCCACCCAGGCCUUCGUGGGUGACAUUGCCCAGUUUAACCUGUGGGACCACGCCCUGACAUCUGCCCAGGUUCUGGGCAUCGCCAACUGUACUGGGCCGCUGCUGGGCAACGUCCUGCCCUGGGAAGACAAGCUGGUGGAGGCCUUUGGGGGUGCAACGAAGACCGCUUUUGAUGUCUGCAAGGGGAGGGCUAGGGCAUGAGGGGCCACCUCGUCCAGGGCCCCUUCCUCGCCUGCCAAUUUGGGGACCUUACAGGAGGGGGUACAUUCCCCCCUCAGCCUACCCACACACUGGCCUCCCCUCCUGCUCACUCCUGACCAUGCCUCUCAUUUCCCCCACCUACACCCACACCUCCAGGAAGCCUGCCCUGCGAUGCUGUCCCCUGAUCCCACCUGGGGUGCGUCCGGGGCCUGCAGGGGUGGGUAGCAGUGCCCACCCCCUGACAUUAUACCACAGCCCUCUCUUACCCCCACCACACCCUCUUCCAUUGGCCACAUCUGAAUUCACUGAUGUCAACAGCAUCCCAUGGAGCUGCUGCCGGGGAGGGCCCACUGUCCACCGAUGGCCCCCAUGCAACAGGCCUGACCCUUCCCCUCCAGGGCUGCAGAGCAGCCCCUGCUGAGAAGGGGAGGGCAGAGACCUAGGAGAUUCAGACUGACCGUCCUCCCCUCCCACCAGCUGCAGUCAAGGGCAGCGGGAUCUUGAUGGGCCCUCUACCCCACACCCACACCCCGCCUGUGCCCACCCCCUCUCCUCCUCCUCCUUCCUCAUUGCUUUGUGUGCAGUGGAUUGAAUGUCGGUUCCAUGCCUGUCCAAACCCCACCUCCAGGACAUUCCCUUCCCAGCUCUGGCCUGGAGGGUGAGGGGCCAAGACCCCAGGGGGGCAUCGGGCCAGAGUCACCCCUGUGCCCACCCACAGCUGUGUCUACUCUGUGGCUAGGACGGGGCCUGGGCCACUUCGGCCUGAGCUAGGAGUGGCACGAGGCAGAGGCCCUGUGUCCCCGGGGACCAGGCUCUGGCAGAGCCUCAUUACCGCCCUCUCUGAGGAGGGAAGGAGCACCUUCUCACCGACCAGGAUGCAUCAGGUGUCUCGUCAGGUGUCAUGCACCAGGAAGGAGCGCACAUGAGCAGGAGCCGCCCUGGUUCCCAGCCAGCUCUGCUGUGUGGCCCUCUCUCAGUCCCUGCCCUCUCUGGGCUAGCCUUCCUCAUUUGUGAGCAUUGGAGAUGGUCUGUGAUUUCUGGUGAACAGGGUGGAGCAAGCCUGAGAACUUUCCUGGUGACCAAGGGCAUGGCAGGGGCAGGUCCCGGGACGGGCAGCACGUGGGGCCUGGCUAGGCACGGGUCAGGGUCAGCAGCUGGCUCAGAGCGUCAGAGGCAAGGGCAAGGGGCCAGGCAGCCCCACCUCAUGUGCAUACUGAAAACACCAGCUCUUCUGCCCCCUUCCCUCCCCCAGCCUGGCACUCUGGCCUGUCUGAGUGCAUCUCAAUGGGCUGGUGGCUUCCUGGUCCCCACCCUUGAGUCCUCACAAGCUUCCCCACGGGCGUGGAAGAAUGUCAGGGCUGAGAAAGCCACCCAGUCUGAUCCCUUAUCGGUGCAGACAGGGGAGAACUCAGAGAGGGCAAGUGACUUGUACAGGAUCACCCAGCACAGUGGGGCAGGGCCCAGACUAGAGCCCAGGGCUCUGACUCCCUCUUCAGUGCUCUUCCCCCCACCCCAUCCUGCCUGCCGUGAGGGGCUCUGAGUCCAGCCUACACCUCGAGGGGGCACACCUGAGAGGCCGGAAUGCUUCCCAACAUGACGACCCGAGCAUCUUCCUCCAUGAAACUCGUCUGGGCAGCCCCUACCUCCUGGGAGGCCUGACCCCUGGCAUCGUGGCAGGAACGGGGAGCUGAGGACACAGGGGUCCCUCCCCUGCCAGUCACCUACCAGGUCUGGGCAGCUGCGAGCUACCUGACUCGAGUGGGCACUGGUGCCUUUGGCCCCACGUUUUGUUCCUGGUCUCACCCCCACUGCCACUUAGCUUGAGGCAUGACGUAAGGCUCUUCUGAGACUGUGGCCUCCAGCCCCCCAGAUCCUGGUCCCCAUUUAAAGAGUACCAGUAGGCCUUUUGGCACCUCCGGUCAAUUAUGCAUGACCUCGGGCCACACUUGGAAGAAGCCAGGAGAAAGAGCGAUGAUGUGCUUCAGCCAGAACCUGCUGGGAUCUAGGUUGCCCUGGUAACAGCCAAUGACAUCAGCCCAAGUACUGGGUCAAGUAUCUCCUAGUGACAUGCGCUGUUGCUGGGGUGAUGGUGGAAUUGGGAACUUGGGCGUCGGGGGCAUGGCCACCGGGCGAGUUGCAUUUCUAUUUUUGUUUUAAGGAAGCAGCUGUUGUGGAGGCCUUGGGGGCGAGAACGGGUCUUAGGAUGGAGGUGACAGGACUUGCUUGGUCGCUGGAGCCCACCCAGAGGGCAUCCAGGUCCUGUGCGCUUUGCCAUGGUGAUGAGACGCCUGGUGCACCCUGGUCAGCCAUCCAGGGGGAACAGGGCGGGGGAGGGGGGCAGGCUCUGAGUCUGGGCCAUUGGCGAGUGGCCUGGAUCCCACUUCCACUCCAGGAAAAUGACAGCCCAAGUCCCCAGCCUUCACACAUUGGCCGAGUGCCUGCUGUGUGGAUGUCAGCUUUGCUCUGCAGCUGCUCCCAGGCACAGCCAAGCAGGCAGAGGAUCUAGAAGUGGGGCCCUGAGCCGCUCCUGUCUCAUGGCGAUGCGGGCUCUUACGUCAUUGUAAGUGUCAGGCACUGUGCUGAGCACACCCUGGGCAGCACCUCAUUUAUCCUCACAGCGCUAGGACUCCCCUCAUACCCGUGAGGAGACGAGCACAGAGAGGCUAAGUAACCUGCCCAGUGUCGGUCAGCCAGCAAGUGAUGGAGCCCAGAGUUCAAACCCAGGCAGGUUCCCUCGAGGGCCCACGCUCAGCCCCGGGGACAGUCACCCACACUGUGGGGUGGGAUUUGGGCACCAUUGCUCCCAGUGGGUUUCAGCAUAAAGGGCUGUGUCUGGCUCUCUUCUCCUCCUCCCCUCCUCCGCCCCCCCCCACCCCCCGAGUUUGAGGUGGAGGAACAGAGGCAGGCCUGGCCACCCAUAGGCCCAGGGUCCCCUUGGGGAGGCUGUGUCCCUCUGCAGUGCGCCCACCCCUCCUCCACUGGCUGGAGAUUCCAGGAGGCCUGAAAGGUACACUGCCCCCCAAGAACCCCGAGCAGGGGAGGGGAGGGGACAGCCCAAGCCCUGCUCCAGGUGCUCACAGCUCUUCUCUGCCAGCCUUUCCCACCUCUGCGGCACAACAUGCGUGUCAGCGUCCCAAGGGGCCAGAUCACCUGCCACAAUUAUGCAUGACCUCGGGCCACCGCCUUGGACAGAAGGGCUCUUAGAGAGAUGGGAGCCUGGAAGCCCUCAUUUUACACAUGAGGACACCGGGGGCCCCCAGCUGGGACAGCAGGAGACCCGAGCCCAGCUUUCUGACGCUGCGUCAAGUGCUCUCUCCACAACAGUGACCCCUCUCCCCGGAACUGGCCCCCUCUUUUCUGUCUCCCUGCACCUUUGCCCUGAACAAACUAGGGAAGGGGCCCCCUCCCAGAGGUGGGAUCAUUUUCUUUGUCCCAGCUGCCUGCCACCCCAAGUCCCCCUGACCCCUGACCUCUGACCCAGCUGGGUGGAGAAGAGGCUCACAUGGGCCCAGGCUGAGCAGUGAGCGAGCCUGUCAAGCUGUUGGACACUGAAAUUAGUGCAUCCUACCGGUGACCCGCCCCCUCCCGUCCUCCUGGCCCAAUUUUGUAUAUAGUGACGUGAGAUGCAACGUGUGUGUGUGUGUGCGUGUGUGUGUGUGUGUGUGUGUGAUAUGUCAUGGAUUUGGUCACUCUUUUGUUUUUGUAAAUUUGAAAUGUUCAAAAUAAACACGUUUACUCUGA